GUCUGGUCUCAACUUCUCUCGGUCAGUGAGCGUUGGAUCGUUGACCUGCACUUAUUAGCUUCGGUGUGAUUUUUAAAAACUCACUUUUCCUUGUUUUUUAAUUUUCAUUUUGUUACAAGUACAAAAAAACAAAAAAGAAAAAAAAAAGAUUUAUUAUUGUGGUUAAAAAUAUAAAGGAAUUAAUUAAAAGAUUUUAAAAAAAAUCGCUGAUGGAAUGAAGAUCAGUAAAAAGUCACGUGUUUGUAUUGUAGACCGUUCAAAUGUCAACACAUUGAUAGUACAGUGUUGAAGUUUAUUUUUGUCCAACGCGACAAGAUCAAAGAAAAACUAGUUUCACUUUUAUAACAACGAUUUGACUUGUCUGCCUUGAUACUGUCACGCGUUUUUAUUUUUUAAACUAUUUUAAAAUGAAACAUUAAUAAAGAAUCUAAUAAUAAUAAAUGUUAAUAUUUAAAUAUAAUAAAUAUAAAAAUGUAAUUUAAUUUGUGAGAUAAUAGAUGGGAAACCGUCAUCAUGGUUUGAUAUAAAUAUUUAAAUACCAAUAAUUUAAAAUUGAUAAUUUAUAAUUUAAUUUGAGUAAUGUGUUAAAUAUUAAUUAUUUAGCUAGUAGAGCUUAUGAUUAAUUAUAUCUGUGCCAUCUGGUAUUAUCAACAACACAAAUCAUCAUAAAUGAUUCGGAUAAAAGUGGACAUACGCCAAGUUAAGUGAAUUGAAACGUUAUAAAAACUCAUGUAGCAAAGUCGCUUCCGUGUAUUUUUUUAUUAUUCGGAUGUAGUAAAAAGAUAAAAAAUUAAAGACACAAAGAAGAAUUUUUUUUAAAUAUACAGCGGGAUUCAAAAAUUAUAAAAAAGUCCAGUCGGGUUUGGUGUAAGCGUAAAAAAUUUUGGUGUAAAAAUGACCCCGAGAAGUUUAUGCGGUGUAGUGUAAAAUAACGGUGUAAAUAAAUUUUGGUGUAAAUUAUUUUUCUAUGAAAUUUUAAUAAGGUGUAAUAUACUUUUCUUACACCAUUAUUUUUUAGUUGAUACAAUUUUGAUUAAUGAGAAAAAAAUGAUACUGUAAAAAUUUUUAGGUGUGAAAAUGGUCCCAAGAAAUUUACAUGGUGUAGUGUGAAAUAACGGUGUGAAAAGUUCUUGGUGUAAAUUAUUCUUCUGUGGAAUUUUAAUACGGUGUUAUAUACUUUCCUUACACCAUUUUGUUACUCGAUAUAAUUUUGAUUAAUGAGCAACGAAUAAUCACUGUAAAAAAUUUUUGGUGUGAGUCUCUGAGAACUUACACGGUCUGUUUGGUGUGAAUUGACGGUGUAAAAUUUUCUUGGUGUAAAAUAUCAAGUGGUGUACUUUUAACACGGUAUAAGUGUUUUCUUUCACACCAUUUGGUGUUACUAGCUCAAACAUUGUCCGAUAAUAAAAUCUGUAGUUGAAAAUUUUCAAAUAAUAUAUAAGUUACAGCACUAGUUUAUCAUAAUUAUUAUUGGUGUAGAUUAUUUUUGAAUAAAAAUUAAUUCUUGGUGUCAAAGUAAUCGAGAGUUUUAAAUAAAGAACUUAUUCAUUCACACCAUUGGUGAUGUGAACGUUUUAAUUCACACGGUCAAAAAUUUUACACCGUGCGUCGUGUAACUUUCAUAUUAGCAGUGUUAAAAAUUUUAACACCAAAUCAUUCACACCACACCGCGGACUCAAAAUUUUUUACAGUGCCCUGUAUUAUUUAUGUUAUGUAAUAAUUAUUGUAGGUCACCGUCGCCUGAUCGCAGAAAAAUGAGUGACACCAAAUAAAAAAUUCGUAAUUUAAUUCAACGGAAAUUUAAGUUCUGUUGAAAAUUUUAACACCAAAUCAUUCACACCUCGGACUCGAAAUUUUCUAAAUUGUACUGAACAUUUUUAACUACGUAAUCAAUGACUAUAUUAAUUUUAUUUAGAAAAAAAAUAGUAUUUUGAAAUAUUGUUUUAUCGCAAAAUUUAACACGAUAUUUGGUGUAAUUUUCACACCAACUUUUUACACCUAGUCUGAAAAUUUUUCACAGUAUAAGAAGAAUGGCAAGUCGCAUGAAAGCUUUGUACAACCAGGUGAUAUUUGAGAGAAGAGUCCUUUUGGGAUGCACUAUCCUCAUUGGGUUGGCGGUAUGUAUAUGGGCUGUAGCCAUUUGUACAGAUCACUGGUAUACUGUUGAGUCCCCAAUUAGUGAGCCGAAGGGUUUACUUCUACGGAAUACUGAUAAAAAAGGCAGAACAUUAGUAUAUAGAAAUCAAGGACUUUGGAGAGAUUGCAUUACGGGUUUCGAAACACCUCCGGAUAAUAACACUGGAGAAUUAAUAUUUUAUCAAGAAUGUAAGCGUCAAGAAAUGUUUCCAACAGAAGAAAAUAUAAUGUCUGAUUUUGAUUUUGAUGCUACUGUGCUCAGUUAUGCAAGAACUCAAGUUUCAUUUGCCAUAAUAAGUAUGAUAGUUAUGCUCAUGGGAUUUUCAUUUUCCAUUUAUACUUUUCGAAAUCCUCGAUACAUGUUCAAAAGAUUAGCUGGAGGAAUCCAUUUCAUCAGUGGCGCAUGUGUGAUGGUCGUUAUUCAAGUUGUUCUAUCGUCAAUGGAGUAUGGUAGUAAAAAUACAGUUAAAGGAUUUCCUAAAGGAUCAUCAGUGCAUUACGGUUUUUCUUUAGUCCUCGCGUGGUUUGUUUGUAUAGGGAAUCUUCUUGCUGGCUGUUCUUUUAUACUAUUUUCUAAAAAAAGAAAACGUGAUAAGGCACCAACUGAAGAACUUGCGAUGGCUGAUGAGCCAACUAUUAUAGGUCGUUAAUGAUUACACAAAAAAAAAAACGAAUUCUUCGAGAAAAAAAGUAACUUUUUUCAAGCCAAUAAAUUAUUCGCUUUUUAACUCAAAGAAAUAAAUUCCUACAAAAAGAAAUUGAAGAAAUUCUUGAAUUGUAGCAAAAUUCAAAUGAGUUAAGCUAAAGCUCUAUUUGCUAUGAUAAUUUUACUUUGCUCAAAAAAAUUCUUGUAUUAGGAAAUAAUUUUGAUGCAAUUUUGCAAUAAAAUAACUAAGCGGAAGAAUGUCUUCUUUUUAAAAAAGUUAU
Molecule: messenger RNA, 3063 nt
Organism: Microplitis demolitor
Lineage: Eukaryota; Metazoa; Arthropoda; Insecta; Hymenoptera; Braconidae
Exons: 6
Coding region: 2031-2786 (251 amino acids)
Cellular component (GO): plasma membrane
Source: RefSeq, a predicted model, not a curated record